AUGGCAUUGUUCUCUGACACUUUUUCCGUACCUCACGCACAAGGUUCUCUUCAAAUAAUACAGUACAGUGGGUCUCCAAAGCCUAAGCAAACCUCUCUUCGGAACCCCUCAAAGGCCCUGUCAAACAAACACAGUCUAAAAUCGAACACUCAACUGGAGAACAAAGAGGAUCUUGUACCAACGUCGGACGAAGUCGAAGUCACUGAUUUGACAUAUUUAGUUAGAGAAGGCAACAGCGAGAUCAGCGGUAGCAGAGGUGGAGGAGCUGGUGAUGCUAGCAGUUAUGACGAUUUUGCGCCCUAG
Molecule: messenger RNA, 303 nt
Organism: Bipolaris maydis ATCC 48331
Lineage: Eukaryota; Fungi; Ascomycota; Dothideomycetes; Pleosporales; Pleosporaceae
Source: RefSeq, a predicted model, not a curated record